CUCCCGGCUGACUAGCUGAGUCAAGUUCAGAUAAGCCACCGAGUCGUGCACGCGGCGGACCGCUGCUGGUCGCCGUCCGUCGACUAUCUAUAUAGCUGCGCGCCGCACCGUCACACUACCUGAGAGCGGCCGUCUGCGCUAACCACCUGAUCAGCUGGGCCUGGCUGCCUAAAGCCAGACUGCUGGGAAGUGCCGGACUCUACAUACAUUGGUUUUGCGCGGUAUAGUGCGGCGGUGGUUCAGUGUGUCUUCCUGCGGCUCCGGCCACCUCCGUCAGGCAGCCGUCUCGGGUCCCGUCGGCUCCACCGUCGCCUUCAUCGUCACCAUGCUGCACCCGGAGCCCAUGCCGGCGUCGGCUGUCGGCAGACCUGUCACUACCACGGACUCGUCCUGGCUGGGCUGCUUCAGCUACCACAUCGGCCUCAUCUCCCUCUGCUGGACGCUGGUUAUCAUGUCGUUGUUCUCGUUCUUCACUUUCAUCGAGUACAUGGUGGUGGCCGGGGGUGGCGGUGCGCUCGCCGUCUUCAUCGUGGCGUUUCUGCUGAACCUGGUGGACGGGGCGGUGUCGGCCCUGCUGCUGAUGGGUGUUCGGGACGGUGUGGUGCGCGUGCGGCUGAACAUCUGGCUGAUGUGGAACGCCAUCUACUCGCUGGCCGUGCUGCUGCUGGUGAUCGUCGACCUCAGCGCGGUGGUGGUGGUGGCCGGUCUGGGCGUGCUGAACGGGCUGCAGGCAGUGGUGGCCAUCGGGUUCCGGCUGCUGUGCAUCUGGACCGGGUGGAUGUACCGGGACCACCUGAUGACGGUGCCGCCGCCGCCCACCAGCCUCCGGCCCGACCUGGGCGCCUUCUGAUCUCCAUUUAAUUUGUUUAACAGUGCGCAGAUAAAUAGAAGAUGAUAAAUAUGCAAGAUGAAGGCAUGCAUAUUUGUUGAUGUAUGCAAGAUGUAAGCACCCAACCUUUUUUGAAAGUCACUUAAGUUCAUGGGCGUAGAAACGGCUGGAACAUUGUGGGUGCAUGGGUGCAGGACAGCCAUGGCCGGUGAAGGGGUAGGGCUAGGGAGCGGCACCCGAGCAGAGGCUCAUUGCGACCUUUAGGAUGUACUAUGUCGAAAAGUAUGUUGAUAAUUCACGCAGCUGUAAAUUGACUACUGCAAAAAGUAAAAGCGGCUAACUUAGCCAUUUUCGAACAUUCGCGCUAAAACUUUUGACAGUGGGUCGUCGGUAUAUGUUCAGUCACAUGUCUUUCGUUUCUUUUUUUUAACUUGAGCACAGUAGUCAGUAGGUAAGACCAUCAAUCACAGUUGCAAAUGCUUCGAAAGAUGGAUAGUAGGCGAAAUAUCCUGCAUUUGUCGUGCUGCAUGAGAACUGAGAAGUAGUGUUGAUGAGAAAAUGUUUUUUGUCCCAGAUUAUUGUGGGUGCAGACUGCAGAAUACAUUGUCUGCACCCACUGGAGAAUUAUUGUGGGUGCAACUGCACCCACUGCACGCAUGGUUCCUACGCUUAUGCUUAAGUUCAACCAAACUCGUCUUUACUUCUCUUGUCGUGAUCUCUUGAAAGUGCCGGUAAAGUUUGACGAGUUUAGAUUUUAAUAAAGCAAUAAGGUGAUUACGACAUGCUGCAUGCUCAUAUUAUUACAUGGCUCGCUAGUUAA
Molecule: messenger RNA, 1649 nt
Organism: Amphibalanus amphitrite
Lineage: Eukaryota; Metazoa; Arthropoda; Thecostraca; Balanomorpha; Balanidae
Exons: 2
Coding region: 326-850 (174 amino acids)
Source: RefSeq, a predicted model, not a curated record